GUAAAAAUAGAAUAUUGCUAUUACCCGAUUUCAUUCUUUACCUAUUCUUCCAGUUUUUUUUUAAUAAUGCAAUGUUUCCAAAUACCGGUAACAUUGCCUAUUAAAAUUACGCCAAAGAUGAGGCUAAAAACAGCGUUUUGAAGUGCAUUAUUGCAUUUCAAAAAUUACACAAAGUACAUCUAAUUGAAAUUUUGUGAAGUUUAUAACAAGAUAAGCAAUGCAAUUAUUACUGAUAAGAAUGUACUAGAAUAAUAAUGUUUUAACAAAUUGAAACCGGUGAUUAGGUUAGUGAUUAGUUUCCAUAAUGGGCCUACAUUUUUAAUUCAUAAUAAAUUAUUUUAAGUUGCUGUACUACUAACAAAGAAUCUACUUUAUUAUUGUAGCUACAAUAAAUACAGCCUAUCUAAAUAAUCUUCUACAUAAUUUAUUUUAUACAUUAAUACAAAUAAAUGUGAAAAUGAUUCAAACUUUUCUUUUAGCUAGCUCUACGUAACGUAUUAAAUAUAUAUUGUUUUAAAUUAUUUUCAUAUAAGUAUGUUAAGUUUUAAAUCAGUUACCUUUGAUUAAGCAUGUAAGCAAUAAACAGUAACAUAACCUUUAAACCGUGAAGUGUAAAGCCACUGUGGUAAAGCUUUUACAGAGUGGAAACGUGGAACGAUCCUAUCGUUCCACUCAAGUUUAUUUUUGUUUACAUUUUUGACUGUCGACCAGCUCUCCAGUCGAACAGUUUAUACCCACCCGUGCUGCAGCUGCAGCACAAUGGCCAUGCUUGAAGCUUGAUCACUUUUAUCUUUCCUUUUUAGGUUUUUUAGAAUUUUAUAAAGGAUCAGCUAUGGCUUCGGCUGUUGAGAGCAGUUUUGAUUCUUAUCUGUCUUUAAAACUACAAGAAUUAAAUACUGAUGAAGGAGUAUUUAGUAGUUAUAUAAAGUCUAUACUUGAAGGAGAUGAAACAUUAGAAGAGAAAACUGAAGCAUUAGAAGGAAUUUUAUCCGAAAUAACGGAUGUGGACAUCGGCAGACACUGUCGCGAAAUAGUUGAGCAGUGGAACAGCAGUCAGCUGAUGAUCAGCUGUCAGAAGCAGCAGCAGCAGCAGCGGAAUGAGGAGGAUGUAGAGGAGAAGUUGGUGAAGCUGUUGGAGUCUGCGCAGACUCCGAGCAGUCAGUCACAGCAACAGGCGGCCGCAGCCGCAGUCAGUCGCACCGACGAGGAGCGCCGCAUACGGCAGGCCAUUUUGGCACAGUACAGUCAGACAUCGGACAAAGACAGUGACGACGAAGGAGGAGAAGGAGGAGGAGGUGUUUCGAGUAGUGAUGGAGCAGGAGGAGGCGGAAGAGGAAAAGGAAAGGAGAACUGUUUGUUUCGCAAUACAAACGCGGCGGCAGUACAACAGGCUGAGAAGGAGAAACGAGAAAAGGCGAAAAUAGACAGUCAAAAGAAGAAGGAUAAGGACAAAGAAGACCGUGAAAAGCAAAAACAAUUGCAGCAGGAGAAGAAGGAGAAACGGAAAACACAGAAAGGCGAACGCAGGAGAUAGCAAAGAAGGGGAAUAGGAAGUGAUCACGCACAACGGAUAACGAUAGGAGUGCAACAACCAGAUGAAAGAUUCGAAAUAAUUCUCCAAGAUUCAACUUGCAAACUCCACAACUUUAGACUGAUGGUGCAUUGGAUCGAACGUAUGUGAUAAUGCUAGCCAGGUACUCUUUCCAGCUUUUUUACUCAAACUUUAUUGUUACAACGUUUUAUCGUGCUUUCAAAAAGUGAACGUGUUGAACAACUCCGAGCUUUCAUACUCUCAAAAUGUAUUAUUUUCUUAGUUUCAGUAUCUAAUUGUAUGUAUAUUGGGUGAUCCGAUUUCUGCACUAACCAGUAAGAAUAAUCUUCAUACAUAAGAAUUGAAAAAUAUAUUUUCAAAAAACAGAGCCAUGUUAUUCAUAUUAUUUUAUUCCCUUUAAUUUGGUUACUAUUAUUACUUGAGCCUAAGGGCCGUUUGCAUAGUGGAAGUGUAAACUUAAUUUUAUUUUAAACUGGAUUAAAUCCAUUAUAAAGUCUCGUUUGUUUACAUGUGACUCAUUUAAAGUUAAAGCCACCAACUGAUUAAAUCCAGUUAAGCUUUCACUUUGCUAACGACCCUAAGAAUGUUAUUUUUUUCUAUAGUGUAAUUUAUGCACUCGUAUUUCAUGUAUAUCAUUGAAAAUAAUCCAAUUUAAUCAUAAUACGCUUAUCCUUCUGACAAUAUAUACCGGCAAUACAUGAAGUAUGUUGUAAUAGGCUACAUGAGUACUUCUCGUUUUAAUUUAAUGCGUGUUUGAACAUUUUUUAUUGCAAAUAAGGUUUGCUUGAUAAUUGGAUCACCCGGUACUCAAUAGCAGAAAAAAAUUGUAAUGCAAUAACAUUGAACAAAUGACUAUAAAUUUUCACCACAAUUGAUUUAUUUCAUAAGUAAUGUAUUUAUUGGAAUAAUGGGAAUUAGAGUAUCGAGAUAAUUUUGUAGUCGAAUCUAGUCUCUUGUCAUCAUUAACGUACAUAAGAUUUGAGAAAAUAUUUUUAAAAUAUGAUAUAUUCAUCAUCUUCGGUUGGCGCAUCUUCAUGAGACGGCUCUGGUUCGCCUUCCAUUGUAGGCUCAUAAAGGCCGGGGGUGGAGUAUAAGUAUGAUAAACUCUUAAUGCUUGCAAGAUAUACUGAUGAACAGAUAUUGACGAUUGUAUUUCUUCUGAACUCAGAAAUCGUUGCAAUAAAAUGAUCUAUCUAAUGUUGACUUCGCAUAUUCGCAUACCACCUAUUGGCUGGUAUAGCCUACUGAUGGGCCAACUCGUCCACGUCCUCGUUCCCGACGGAGGCGUCUGCGAGUGCGACCGCGAUGACCAUGAGAUGCUGCAUCAGCAGCUGGAGCAACUUCCACCUGUGCAACACCUGCUACUGGCAAAUUAUUGCCAGCAUCUCCCUCCUGCGGACCCGGCAGAAUAUUCUCCAUCUUCGAAAUUGAAAUGAUGAAUUCAGAUGUCAGAUAAACAGCUUCGAUCCUUCGUUUGAUGCUAUUGAUACCGGAAUGAAUAGUUAUGUUGUUGUCUCUAUUUUAUUUAUUUAUUCAUAUGGCUUUUAUCGGCAGAGAGAUCCUUUUGGAUGUUCUGCCUUGCCGUAUUACACAAUUUCAUCUCCUAUUAACACUCAAGUUUAUAGGAUAUAUUUUGGGUUCUUCAUGUUUUCCCACUAGAAAACACAUAUUACACUUUCACUUCCUUAGUUUCUAUUUUAUAAAAUUUAAAAUUAAGAAAACUUAUUUUUAAACACAAUUCACAUUUACAAAGCUAACAAUUAUAAAAUUUUUGAUUAAUUAUCAAUCCAGCCUGGCAGUUGGAUUAUUAUUAGCUCCGGAUUUGGUUCGCAUUAUUUGGAAAACAUCUCUACGUGAUUCUGAUUUUGUAAAUUGUCAAAUUUUUAAGGAUGCAAGGUUUUCAUCCAGAACUAAUUCUUCUGCCAACAGAAUAGAGCUUUCAAUACGCAUCAGAAAUCCAAGGAAGGCAGUCUUUCUUGGAGAAGCUAAUACUUUUACAUUAUUCUUAUUGACCUUCAAUGCUAAUUUGCUACUGUACUUUCUGGCUUCCACCAGGAAAUAUAUAACCCUUUCUGAAUUUUCCUUUUUCAGUCCAAAACUAUUUUCACUGAAAGAGUUCAAUACAUCAAAUAAAUCAUUGAAUAAACGUAAAAAACAGGUUUCCUCUGCCCCUUCAAUUGUGCCAGCUUGUCUCUAUGUCAAGUAUUUUAUUCAAAACAUAUAUCUAACAAAAUAUCACCUUCCUUGCUACACCGAACGUCGAAGAACAAUAAACAAUAAAUUAUUUUUAGGAAGCAAGAACUGAAAUGACUCACCGAAAAAAUGUAAUUUCCACAUCCAAGAAUAUAAUUACUUGUAAUUGAUUUAGAAGGCUUGUAAUGCUGCAUACUUCUUCUCAACUGAUCAAUUAAUAAUUGGGUCUUGCAUAGAGAAACGAUUUUGAUAUUUUCAAAAAAGUCACAACCAUCUUCAAAAACAUCGUAAAAACGCACACCAAAUUAUUAAUUAACUGUUCUUGAAUCAAAAAUUUAUAAUGUCCUUGUCCAUGACUAUAAUUGAUUGUAAUCAUUGUAGAAGACUGGCAGUGCCUUUUAAUUACUUUAAACUAAUUUAUUUUCAAGUUCUUGAGUGAAAUAUAUUAUUUUUAGACCACAUAAAGCAUUUUUGAAAUUAUUUUUUAAAAAAUAUCUGUAUACUUGAUUCAAAUGCAGAUAUCACGAAUUUAUAUUUUCAAUUUCUUCUUUGUCUCUUUUCUGUUUAGGGCUACUUGUAAUAUAAAUAGAAAUACUAAUCUCAGUUGUUAUAAAAUAAUUGAAAAAGGGUACUGAGAUUUGUAUUUAUAUUUAAAUUUAUUCUUUCUCUUGUUCAAAUGAUGUUGUAUUUGCUCAGGUCAGAAUUGAAUACAAAAAUUCCUGACCCUCUUGUGAAACCAUAGUUGGUUCAGGGAGAACUUCAGCAAUUUAAUGAAUUGGUACAUCAUCAAUAUCAUCCUUUGGAGGCCAGAUGAAUUUGUUGUCUCACUGGUUCCUGAGGAACUUGACUUUGGCCCCCUUUUCAUAUGAAUGAAUUAUCUGCCUAAUGAAGUAAUGACGUAUUCGUUUAUUUGAAGCAUAUUUGACAACCACUCAUGAACCAGAUUGUGGCAUUUUAGAAUCAAUGUCUGUAGUGGUACUCUGGAGCAGGCAUUGAUUGAGAACUUGUUCUUUAUAAAAAGGUCUGAUACCUGUAGCUGAAAACCCUGAUCGUAUGUUGUUGGCGAUGCUCUCCUUCAUAUUGUUUAAAACUGUAUCAAGGAGUCUUGGAAACUCAUCAUUCCAAGUCUCUAAAGGCUUUCCCACAUCCAGUGGCAGAGUAAAGUGAGUUGUAUUUGGUGGUAAGCAAAGGAACGAAAUGUUCAGUUCAUUGCAUUUUUUUAUUAUGUCUCCAGAAAAGUGGCUAGAUAAGUUGUCUUCUAUCAGCAUUUUUUGUCCAAUCCGGUUUUCAGCCCAUGGGACUACAAUAGUGUGGAACCAGUCCAAAAAACAACAUUCAUUAAAUCACCCUGACUUGGUUCUGUUGUAUCUGGCUCCUGGGGUUCCACCUACUGUCCAAGAGGACUACAUCCCUUCAGCCUUGUAGACAAUGUAUGCUGGUAGAAGUUCACCAUCAUCAGUGCAUGCGAACAUGACAGAUGUUGCACUCUUUGUAAAAUUCAUGACUCAUUCUGAUCUUUUCGCACUUUGCUUGGAAAUAAUUUUCUUGUUUUUUUUUGGGGUCAUCCACCAUAUUUGUUUCGUCGUAGUUAAGAAUGUUGCGUGGUGGUAUUGACUGGACACUUGUAUAUGUAAGUGAUCGAAAUAAGUCAAUCUUUUUCCGAGGUCACAGUACGAGAUUACUUAAUAUUUUGACACAUAUUUUGGCUCCAAUGUUAUAAUUUCAGAGCCUAAUAGAAUGAACAGGAGAACAAACUAGACAUUUGCUAAAAUACAAACUAUUAUUUAUUAAAGUCCUCAAUAUUUAAUAAAUUAACAAUUUUUCACUAAACACCAUGAAUAUACAUUUAUACAAAAAAAACAAGUCCUAUAUUCUAACAAUAUAUAUUACAUGCAAUAGGGAAAUUCUUCAGAAAAAUCUUAUUUACUAUGAGAAUCAAAGGUAAUUAUAGUAGGGUCAACCGGGGCUAUUAUGAUACAAAAUGAGAAACUCUUAACAUUAGCUAAAAAUCUAACCACAUUUGAACCAAACAAAAAAUACCUUAAUAUGUAUUUUUAGCUUCUUUAUACAAUCAAGUGAGUAAAAUAAAUGUAUUUUUCAAGGGAAAGUGAGAAAAAAAA
This is a messenger RNA of Nilaparvata lugens (brown planthopper), 5865 nucleotides long. RefSeq names its product coiled-coil domain-containing protein 43. NCBI's taxonomy places the organism in Eukaryota, Metazoa, Arthropoda, Insecta, Hemiptera, Delphacidae. The record is from RefSeq and is a predicted model, not a curated record. Bases 833 to 1534 code for a protein of 233 amino acids. The transcript has 4 exons.